Loxodonta africana (African savanna elephant) is the source of this 4654-nucleotide messenger RNA. RefSeq names its product zinc finger protein 513 (gene ZNF513). Gene Ontology annotation, cellular component: nucleus. The transcript is spliced from 4 exons. Gene Ontology annotation, molecular function: RNA polymerase II cis-regulatory region sequence-specific DNA binding; DNA-binding transcription factor activity, RNA polymerase II-specific. Gene Ontology annotation, biological process: positive regulation of transcription by RNA polymerase II. Lineage: Eukaryota; Metazoa; Chordata; Mammalia; Proboscidea; Elephantidae. The coding region runs from base 78 to 1709 and encodes 543 amino acids. The record is from RefSeq and is a predicted model, not a curated record.
ACGGAGGGUGGGCCGAGCUGGGAGGGGCGGGGCCGCAGGCCGCAGGCCGGAGGCGCGUCGGGCUGGAGCCGGUCACCAUGCCCCGAAGGAAGCAAAGCCACCCGCAGCCCGUGAAAUGUGAGGGGGUCAAAGUGGAUACUGAAGACUCCCUCGAGGAAGGACCUGGCGCCCUGGUGUUGGAGAGUGAUUUGCUACUAGGCCAGGAUCUGGAGUUUGAGGAGGAAGAGGAAGAGGAAGAGGAGGAAGAUGACGGCAACAGCGAUCAACUCAUGGGCUUUGACAGAGACUCUGAAGGAGACUCUCUGGGGGCCAGGCCUGGGCUUCCCUACGGGCUGAGUGACGACGAGUCUGGGGGCGGCCGGGCACUAAGUGCCGAGAGUGAAGUUGAGGAGCCAGCCAGGGGUCCAGGGGAGGCCAGGGGUGAGAGGCCAGGCCCAGCCUGCCAGCUGUGUGGGGGGCCGACAGGUGAGGGGCCGUGUUGUGGGGCAGGAGGACCGGGUGGGGGGCCCCCGCUGCCCCCACGGCUACUGUACUCAUGCCGCCUCUGCGCCUUCGUGUCCCACUACUCGAGCCACCUGAAGCGGCAUAUGCAGACACACAGUGGGGAGAAGCCGUUCCGCUGUGGCCGCUGCCCCUACGCCUCAGCCCAGCUCGUCAACCUGACGCGGCAUACUCGCACCCACACUGGCGAGAAGCCCUACCGCUGUCCCCACUGCCCCUUUGCCUGCAGCAGCCUGGGCAACCUGAGGCGGCAUCAGCGCACCCAUGCAGGGCCCCCCACUCCUCCCUGCCCGACCUGUGGCUUCCGCUGCUGUGCCCCACGACCAACCCGGCCUCCCAGUCCCACAGAGCAGGAGGGGGCAGUGCCCCAGCGACCUGAAGAUGCUCUGCUCCUUCCAGAUUUGAGCCUCCAUGUGCCACCAGGUGGUGCCAGUUUCCUGCCAGACUGUGGGCAGCUGAGGGGAGAAGGGGAGGGCCUGUGUGGGACUGGAUCAGAACCACUGCCAGAGCUGCUGUUCCCUUGGACCUGCCGGGGCUGUGGACAAGAGCUGGAGGAGAGUGAGGGCAGUCGGCUGGGACCUGCCAUGUGUGGGCGCUGUAUGCGAGGAGAGGCUGGAGGGGGUGCCAGUGGGGGACCCCAGGGUCCCAAUGACAAAGGCUUUGCCUGUAGCCUCUGCCCCUUUGCCACUCACUAUCCCAACCACCUGGCCCGGCACAUGAAGACACACAGCGGUGAGAAGCCUUUCCGUUGUGCCCGCUGCCCCUAUGCCUCUGCUCACUUGGAUAACCUGAAACGGCAUCAGCGCGUCCACACAGGAGAGAAGCCCUACAAGUGCCCCCUCUGCCCCUAUGCCUGUGGCAACCUGGCCAACCUCAAGCGUCAUGGUCGCAUCCACUCGGGUGACAAACCUUUUCGGUGUAGCCUUUGCAACUACAGCUGCAAUCAGAGCAUGAACCUCAAACGCCACAUGCUGCGGCACACAGGCGAGAAGCCCUUCCGCUGUGCCACCUGCGCCUACACCACAGGCCACUGGGACAACUACAAGCGCCACCAGAAGGUGCAUGACCAUGGUGCAGCAGGAGGGCCGGGCCUCUCUGCCUCUGAGAGCUGGGUCCCACCUCAUAGCCCACCCCCAGUUUUGAGCUCUCGGGGUCCAACAGCCCUGGGCGCUGCUGGUAGCCGGACUCUUCACACAGACUCACCCUGAGCUAGGUUCUUGUCCAGGGCCCUAAGGGUUAGCCGUGACCCUCCUGUAUGUUUUAUACAGACUGAUCAGAAGCUGCCACCUCCUUCCUCCCCCGCUGGCCAGGGGCUCCACACAGACUAACCUAAGCACUAUAUGGACCAGCCCAAACCCGAUGGGUGGGGGGCCCAUGUGGACCAGGGGCUUUGCCUUGACUGGUGCACUUCAAGAGCUCAGUGAAAAGGGCCCUGUAUUUACCUCCACUGCUUCCAGGAGCUGUGGAGGGACUGGCUGGGGGACUGACCAGGCUCCCAUCUGUUUAUUUAACUUAUUUCAGUGCUUUAUAAUAAAGGAAACACUAACAAAGCCAUGUGUAUGCUGAGUUAGCACUGGCAAGCACAGCAGUCCCUGCUGUGAUGGUGGGGGGAGCAGGGGCAGUGAGAGGGAACCAGAGAUAGGCAGCAAUCAGGCUGAGUUUAAUGAUUGGGAGCUGGGCCAGACCAUACAUAGACCUCUGCCCAUCCCCUCGGCCCAUCGCCCCGAGAAGCCAGAAGCAGCCAGGGAGAGCUGUGGUUCCCGAGGCAGGAGGCCAUGGUCCCUUGGAUAGUGUGCAAAAUACUAAACGCUAAUUUGGCAUCGAGGGCCAGCUUGGAAAAGAGAAAGGGGGCAGUCCUUUGUACAGCCAGCCCAGGGGGAAGAGAAGGCAGGUUAGGCAGCCUCUGGCCGAGGGGAGAAAAGGAAAGGUAGGAAGGAAAAGACCCCCAGCUUGGGGGUACACAGGCACAGGGCAAGUUUCUGUAUAUUCCUCUGGGGUAGACUCCCAAGCUGUGGAGAUUACAGAUCCUCAUCUCCAAUGCCCUCGAAGGCGAAAUUGCCGUGAACGUCACCGGCACUGGCAUCUGUGCUGGGACUGCCAAUCCCCCGCAAGCUCACAGCACUCAGUUUGCUCUGUAACAAAGGCAGGUAGGGGUCAGAGAGCUUGAGCCUCCUGGAGGUCCCCAUCAAACACCAACCUCACCAACAUUUGUAGGAAACUCACUGAGAGUUUGGCCAUGGACUCCCGGGUGGCAUCAGGUGACUCCUGGGGAAGAAGAGAGAGAGAUGUCAGAGACCUUACUGGGGGAGGUAGAAACAAGGCUGGGAACCUGGGUACUGACCAGUGAGUAAUACUUACAAGCAGCGGUGGGGAUUUCACUGCUUGCUGACUGUCUGAGUGCCUCAGGGUACCCCCGACCCGCCGGCGGAGCAUCUGGGAUGGAGACAGGAGGUGCUGAUGAGGAUGGGAUCACUCCCUUUAGAAUCCCAACCCUUUCCCUUCCUCUCCAGAGAAGCCUCAUACCCAGGACAGUAAGGGAGAGCACAACCACUCAGCUGCUUAGUCUACACACUUGCUUCUUACCUUCCUGAUACUGCCACCAGACUUCUUCACCAUCAGUUCAUCUACCAUGGACUGCAAGCAGAUGCUCAUCAUGAUAGCCUGGGGCAAGAAAACAGCUCAGCCUAAACAGUGGUCAUCCUAACCCAGUACCCCAAAGACAAGGGCUCCCAUCACAUGGAGUCCUGAAAGCCCUUGACUUGGGUAUCCAAGGCAGACAGUGCAGUGUGCUCCAGAGGAGGCCUGAGGGUAGGCUCACACCUGGGGACUGGUGAUGGUGACCCACUGUAGUCGAUCCUUGCUCAUGAGGUAUUCGAAAGCCAGUUCCAGGCGCACCUCACCCCGGCCCCGGCCUGGGCUGCUGGUGCCUCCACUGGGCAGUGGCACCUGGGAGUUAGGGGAAUUAGGUUGAGUUCUUUCUGACCUACCUGCCUCCCUUCCUGACCCUUGCAGCCCAUUCCUGAAGCUCCAGGUCAGUCAGGCCCCUCCCUACAGGCUCUCCCCCUCUGCCCCAACUCACAGAGGAGGUAACCCGCCAACACCGCAUGCGGGUGACCCGGAAGGAACCUUCGCGGAGUUGCUGGCCAGGCAGGCGGAGCUGGAGGCUGAGCUCACUGUUGCCUGCGCUCACCACCACGGGACAGUCCUUUUCUGGAAAGUCGGCCACACAGGCAUCGAAGCGUAGGUAGCCAUAGUGCCGCAAUGUCUGGGCCAGCCGUAGAAACUGAAAUGCAGCCACCCCAUGGGGCAGGUCAGGGAGGGGGAGUGGGGUAGCUUAGAGAAAGCAGUCCCUUGGAUGGAGACAGGAAAGUAGCUAAGCUGGGCUCACCUCCUUCUUGGAGACCUUCUCUUGCAGAGACUUGAGCUGCCGGUGCUGCUCCUUGGUGACCAGAAUCCACCCACGCUCAAUAUCUGAUACUGUCUACAGUGGACACAAGGAAUGGAGGAGUGGGGACUCCCAGUCAGAGAUCUGAGGAAAGCAUGUAAAGUCACCUCCGUCCAGCCUCUUUGCAGUGAGUCCUUGAUCUUACCAGCUUAUAUAGCAGGACAGUAGGGGCUGUGUCAGGUGCCCUGAUAGUAUUCUAGGAACUUCCCCAUGAACUGGGAGCAAAGACAUGAAGGGAGUUUUCUUGGAGAGUGGGACACCACAGUCAUUUUCAGGGGAGGGAUUCUAAGGCAGCUACAAGCUCACCUGAGCGUAAAGCAGGUUGAGGCCCACCCGGUUCUCCAUGACAUCGUCAUCAUAGGCAGAGUCCCAAUAACUGUGAGGUCAAGGGGUGGAAAGGGGUAAUGGGGCUAAACUGGGGUGAGGAAAGAGGAAUAAUGGAAAAUAGGAACAAAACAGAACAGGAGCAAUCUGGAACUAUAAGGUGGUACAGUGGGAGGAAGCUUAGGAGGCCUUUUAGAAACACCCAGUUCUACCCACUUGUCCAGAUUAUUCUGUCUCAAUAUGUGGUCCAAUAAUUCAACCCAGCACCCUCUCCCUGCUCCAAGCACAGCCCUGACCUUUUCCUUAGCACGAUCUUAUACUCUUGACUCCGUAGACUGGUAACAGACACAUAAGGGAGCUCAAACUCUUGCAACUUCCGUACAA